AUGGCUCCAUCAGCGGAGGAUUUUGGGCGGGAGCUGGAGGCCACGGCCCAGGAAGUGCUGGGGAGAUUGCAGAGCCGACAGCUGUUCCAGUCCCCGUGGGACACGGCUGCCUUCGUCGUCUUCUUCACCUUCGUGGGCACCGUGCUCGUCCUGCUGCUGCUGGUCAUCGUCCGCUGUUGCUGCUGCUGUAACUCCCCCAGGUCCCAGGUGAGCCCCGUGAAGAGGAGCCCCAAGGGGUUGGACAACUUGGCCCUGGAGCCCUAA
Messenger RNA from Chrysochloris asiatica (Cape golden mole), 264 nucleotides. It is a transcript of the gene SMIM22, whose product is annotated as small integral membrane protein 22. Gene Ontology annotation, biological process: regulation of cell population proliferation. Lineage: Eukaryota; Metazoa; Chordata; Mammalia; Afrosoricida; Chrysochloridae. The record is from RefSeq and is a predicted model, not a curated record. The transcript is spliced from 3 exons. The coding region runs from base 1 to 264 and encodes 87 amino acids.